AUGAGCAGCAUUCAACAAGCUUCAAGUUUGAAUGAUAUCAUUAUUGCCAAUAGAAAUGAAAGUAUGAACAACCUGAAUUCAGUCGAAGAUAAAUCUUCAAUGAAAGAUAAUACUUUCCGAAGAACAACCACGUUGGCCACACCAUCAAGGUCGAAAAUGAGUCCUAAUCAUUUAUCAUCAUCGGAAUUGAAUAUUGGUGGAAGAACAAGUGUAUUUGAACAAUUGAUUACCAUGCCAAUUUUAUCUUUAAUUUAUCAAUUUGUUGGAAGAAUUAAAUCGUUUGAACAAUUGAGAAAUAUAAAAUUAGGAUUGGGAGCAUUGGUGAUUUAUUAUUCGGGAUUGCUUGCAUUCUUGUUACAUAGAAAUAAUGAUAGAAACCUCUUAUCCAUUUAUGAAAGAUAUUGGAAUAGAAACAAGGAAAUAAUUUAUAGUACUAUUGACAAUCAUGAGAAGAGGAUCACUUCAGUGACGGUGGAAUCAUCACCAAGAAGCGCUACAGCUCAUCCAAAUAUUCUUUCACCAUUUCGAGACAUGUUACAACAAUUCAAAUCAACACUUGGUUUACAAUGA
This is a messenger RNA of Naegleria lovaniensis, 570 nucleotides long. RefSeq lists its product as uncharacterized. Lineage: Eukaryota; Heterolobosea; Eutetramitea; Acrasida; Naegleriidae. The transcript is spliced from 2 exons. Bases 1 to 570 code for a protein of 189 amino acids. The record is from RefSeq and is a predicted model, not a curated record.